AUGACAGUGGAAUCAUGUCCCUCACAACUGUUCGACUCAUUUCGUGGCCCCAAUUUUUUUAUUUUCUGCUCUUUGGAAGAUAGGAAAAGAGAAUUAAACUCCAAGAUAAAACAAUUGCUAAAUAAUACUAAAACAAGAAGUUUCGAAUCAUAUGAUGAUUAUUUUAUGAACAAUUAUAUGUUGUAUGAAAAUGUAUCGGAUUCUGACUCCGAUAUUGAGGAGAAUAAGGAAAUUUGGCACUCUUCUAAUACUGCACAGCAUGAAAAUCAUGAAUGGAUACCUCAGGAUAUUUAUGAAAUAGCUCCAAAGAAUAGAGUCACUGCUGGUUUAUCAAUUUCCAGCAUAAUUCCUGAGGACAAAAGGAGGUCGAGGGCCACUCAACAACAAGAAAUUACAGCUGAGGAAAUGAAGGCGAAAAGAAGGAUCUUGAAUGCUGCUAAAAUUCGAAACCUCAAAUCAUCUGUAGUCCCAAAGGUCAGAAAACCGUUUAGAAUGUCUGAUUGGUUGCUACAGGAGAACAUGAAAUAUCGAUCUGCUACUGAAAAUGAUUUAGUUCCUGUGGUUAGCCGUGUGAGUGUCGAGGAGCUCGAGUCUUCAGACAGAAUGCAACAGUUACUAGCGAAAUUCAAAUAG
Messenger RNA from Naumovozyma castellii, 633 nucleotides. RefSeq lists its product as uncharacterized. Bases 1 to 633 code for a protein of 210 amino acids. NCBI's taxonomy places the organism in Eukaryota, Fungi, Ascomycota, Saccharomycetes, Saccharomycetales, Saccharomycetaceae. The transcript has a single exon. The record is from RefSeq and is a predicted model, not a curated record.